Uranotaenia lowii is the source of this 1092-nucleotide messenger RNA. Its product is annotated as thymidylate kinase. NCBI's taxonomy places the organism in Eukaryota, Metazoa, Arthropoda, Insecta, Diptera, Culicidae. Gene Ontology annotation, cellular component: cytoplasm; cytosol; nucleus. The transcript is spliced from 3 exons. The coding region runs from base 70 to 858 and encodes 262 amino acids. Gene Ontology annotation, molecular function: ATP binding; dTMP kinase activity. The record is from RefSeq and is a predicted model, not a curated record. Gene Ontology annotation, biological process: dTDP biosynthetic process; dUDP biosynthetic process; dTTP biosynthetic process.
GUGCAUGUAAACAAAACCCGCGGAUAUUUUCAACACAAAUGUACACCCCCGUCCCGUUCAAAAGGAAAAAUGUCUUCGAUUGUGUGUGUGAAUUCACGUUCUUUCACGGUAGUAUCGCGCCAAAAGUUCUCCUCAGUUGAGGCAGCGUUUAGUAGACUCCGGGAAGUGUUGGCCUCAAAGUUUUAUUUGAACAAUCAUUCCAGCAAUUAUUCCAACAGCAGCAUGUCCACAAUCGUCCAGAAACGAGGAGCCUUGAUUGUUUUCGAAGGUUGUGACCGGGCCGGCAAAACGACACAAUGUAAAAGGAUAGUUGAACAGCUGACGAUUGCGGGUCACAAAGCCAAAUUUAUGAACUUUCCGGAUCGAACGACCCAGUGUGGAGCGCUCAUCAAUUCGUAUUUGACUAACAAGGAUAAUUUCACUGAUCAGGGAAUCCACCUGCUGUUUACAUUGAACAGAUGGGAAGCAAAGAAACAGAUGGAACAGUUACUUCUGGGCGGAACCACGCUUAUUGUAGAUAGAUAUUCGUACUCGGGAGUAGCUUUUAGUGCGGCCAAAGGACUGGAUAUUGACUGGUGUAAAGCACCGGAAUCGGGCCUUCUGAAGCCGGAUUUGGUCGUUUUGCUUACGCUCAGCCCUGAAGCGAUGGCCAAGCGAGGAGGUUUUGGUGAUGAGCGAUAUGAGGUACCCGAACUACAGAAAAAGGUGAUGGACAAGUUUAAUCGGUUCAAAGACGAUAGUUACUGGCAAACGAUCGAUGCCGAUAAAACGCCAGAUGAGUUGACAAAGGAACUGUGCGAGGUGGUGCUCACAUCGAUGAAAUCCAGCUCUCAGAAACCAUUGACUAAUUUAUGGUGAUAAUUUUUCGGCACCAAAGAGGAAGUUGCCUUUGUAUGCCGUUUUUGUUCAACCAAUUUGAGUAAGUUAGUAUACAUAUCCAGCGAUAUGUACAAAAAAGUUGUUCUGAAAAAGGUGGAUGGAUAAUGUUCCAUAAUAAGAUAAAGUAACGAAUGUGAUUUGUGUAAAACUAUGUAAUUAAAUAAAGUUUUUGUAAUUUUGCUAAGACAUGAAUAAAGUUAGUUCUAGAACAUG